Messenger RNA from Syngnathoides biaculeatus (alligator pipefish), 896 nucleotides. It is a transcript of the gene camk2n1, whose product is annotated as calcium/calmodulin dependent protein kinase II inhibitor 1. Gene Ontology annotation, biological process: negative regulation of protein kinase activity. NCBI's taxonomy places the organism in Eukaryota, Metazoa, Chordata, Actinopteri, Syngnathiformes, Syngnathidae. Gene Ontology annotation, molecular function: protein kinase binding; calcium-dependent protein kinase inhibitor activity. The transcript is spliced from 2 exons. The record is from RefSeq and is a predicted model, not a curated record. Bases 310 to 549 code for a protein of 79 amino acids.
GGUGGGAGAAAAAGAAGAAGGAAUUCUCAACAAUGUUGCCCAAACUGCACGAUUGGAUGAUUUGAGGACAUUUCCACAUCAGUGUUUUAAUCCUCACACACGCGCGCGCUCGUGCACACACACGUGUGUUGUGGCCAAAUAACAAAGGGCUCGAUCGUGCCUGCAUCGUGUGUGUUGUUUUAAUUUUUCUCCCUUCUUCUUGUUCCCUCCUUUUCUUUACUGAAGACGACGUUUUCUCUCCCUCCACGUUUCCGGCGAGGAGCUUCAGGUUUCGUGCGCCUCGGUUUUUACUCAAAGACGCAUCUGGAAAUGUCGGAAGUGCUGCCUUUUAACGAAGAGAAAAUGAGCCAUUAUGGAAAUGAGGGCGACGAGGGACACCUUUCCUUCACCUGUCGCCUUCAAGACACCAACAACUUCUUCAAUGGGUCGCAGAAUAAACGUCCGCCCAAACUGGGACAAAUAGGCCGGAGCAAACGGGUGGUGAUAGAGGAUGAGGCUGGAGAUGAUGCACUGAAAAACGAAACAGAGAAGACCCCGGCGGACGCUUAGAAAUCCCCUCAAAGACACUCUUGAUUCCUUUUUUUUUUUUUUUUUUUAAAUGAUAUAUUUACCAGUUUCAAUCCAAAGACAUUGUAUAUAAGCACUUUGUUUCAUGUGGCAGCAGACAGCACUUCCACACGCCCUCUUCUCCAAGCCAAUCAUGGCCAUCUAGGUGACGCACACACACCGGCAGCAAAAGAAACUCCCAGGUGGACCCCCCACCAGCACACACGCCCUACUGGAAGGGGUUUUGCCAUAAAUCAAAUAGCUGGAGAAGCAUGGAGGGGUGGGGGUCCACGUAGAUGAAGGAGCCAAAUCAGGGAGAGGAUCCAGAAAUGAAUAUUAAAUAGAAACUA